Messenger RNA from Ceratotherium simum simum (southern white rhinoceros), 1271 nucleotides. It is a transcript of the gene OSTF1, whose product is annotated as osteoclast stimulating factor 1. NCBI's taxonomy places the organism in Eukaryota, Metazoa, Chordata, Mammalia, Perissodactyla, Rhinocerotidae. Gene Ontology annotation, molecular function: protein binding. The record is from RefSeq and is a predicted model, not a curated record. Gene Ontology annotation, biological process: signal transduction.
GGCUCUGCCUGCGUGCGCUGGUCCGGCAGCCAGGGGUCGGAGCUGGUCCUGGAAGGCGCACCGCUGCGGACCAGACAAAAAGAAACUUCGGGGCGCCCGCAGUGCCGGCUGGCGGGGCGUUUGGUCGGCUUUUCGUGCGUGGUCUUUGGGCUCAGCCUCUCCAGGAAGCGACAUGUCGAAGCCGCCACCCAAACCGGUCAAACCAGGGCAAGUUAAAGUGUUCAGAGCGCUGUAUACGUUUGAACCCAGAACUCCAGAUGAAUUGUACUUUGAAGAAGGUGAUAUUAUCUACAUUACUGACAUGAGUGAUACCAACUGGUGGAAAGGCACCUCCAAAGGCAGGACUGGACUAAUCCCAAGUAACUAUGUGGCUGAGCAGGCAGAAUCCAUUGACAAUCCAUUGCAUGAAGCUGCCAAAAGAGGCAACUUGAGCUGGUUGAGAGAGUGUUUGGACAACCGAGUCGGUGUUAAUGGCUUAGACAAAGCUGGGAGCACUGCCUUAUACUGGGCUUGUCACGGGGGUCACAAAGAUGUAGUGGAAAUGCUAUUUGCUCAACCAAACAUUGAACUGAACCAACAGAACAAGUUGGGGGACACAGCUUUGCAUGCUGCUGCCUGGAAGGGUUAUGCAGAUAUUGUCGAGUUGCUUCUGGCAAAAGGUGCUAGAACAGACUUAAGAAACAAUGAGAAGAAGCUGGCCCUGGACAUGGCUACUAAUGCUGCCUGUGCGUCUCUCCUGAAAAAGAAACAGGGAACAGAUGCAGUUCGAACAUUAAGCAAUGCCGAGGACUAUCUUGAUGAUGAAGACUCAGAUUAAUUCCCUUUCAGAGCUUUAAGAUCUAAAACUUCUGUUGCUUUUGCCAUUCCAAAACCUUGUCUUUGCCAGAAGAGUGUUGGUAACUGUUUUAAAAAAAAAAAAAUCUAUAUGAACGUGGCAGUAUUGCACUGUUUGAGUAGAACGUGUAAAUAAAUAGUUCUCACCUUCGGUUUGCCGAUAAGUGGCUGGAUACUUUGCUGUAUAAAGUACAUUGUUGUUCACCAGAGUAGAACAAGAAGAGAUUAUUUCUAUUUAUCAAGCUAAAGGAAUUUUAAGACUUUUUUUCUUUGAAAAAAAUCGGGAUGGUUUUUUUAGUUAAAGUUCUUUACCUCAAGGAUUAAGAUAUUUUGAAUGGAUUUUUCAAGGGGGAAAAUGCUUAUUAUAAUAAUAAACCAAAAGACUUAACAGAAAAUCGUCAGCUAUUCUGACAAAAAUAAACAUUUUAAGAGACAUU